UUCCAUGCAGAGCUUUCCACAACGCGUGGGUGAAAAGCAGAAGGAAGGUGCGAGGGGAGAGGAUGGGAACCGUAGCUGCCUAAACGGGAAUGAAGGCGCAAGACUGUCCAGAUGAGGUGUGAGACAUUUGCGCACACCAGAAGUAGCGACUUGCAGUGAGGGCAUUUGAAGAAGAGUCUGAGGAGUCGGAUCUUGGCUUAGGAAGACAACUUUCCCUCAGAAGUGUAGUAUAUUCACAAAUCAGCAGAGAUGAGGCUGAACUUUACCACGAACUGGAUAUUCUGGGGCUGGAUAGCGUGUGUCCUUGUCACUUUUUACGCACAGAACGCGGCCUCCAAAGCCAUCCAGUGUGGUGACAAGCAGUACCUCAGGGGCCAAAGAUGCUGCGACAAGUGUCAGCCAGGGCUCCGCGUGUACGCCGACUGCACCCACUCCGAAAAGACCAAAUGCGUCAAAUGCAAUUCUAACGAGUACCAGCCCACCUGGACGGAGCGGAGGGAAUGUUCCCCGCAGAAGACCUGUGAUAAAGGCAGGGGCUUCAUGGACGCCGUCGAGAACCCUCUGGCAGAGGAGCAGUGCCGCUGCCGUGCCGGCCUCCAGUGUCACCCCAUUAACUGUGAGUUCUGUGAGAAGAUACCCACGUGCAACCCCGGAUAUGGACUGGAAGCGGACCCUGACUCAACAAAUGGAAGAAAGAUAUGUGUCGCAUGUAAGAAAGGCUUCUUCGCUGAUAAAAAUGAUGAAGAGUGCAAGCAGUGGACCAAUUGUAAGGCUGAAGGCAGGAUCGAGACAAAGCCAGGCAGUGCAGAGUCUGAUGCAGAGUGUGGACCUCUAGUCUCUGGUGCAGCCUCGUCCUGGGUUGUAGUUUCAGUGCUGUCAGUCAUUACUGUUCUGUGUCUCCUCAUUCUGCUCCUCUUCUGCUACAAGGACAAACUUAAAUUGCUCUCAGUAAAUCUACGAUCAUGUGUCCAGAAUCUGAAGAGGACCAGAAUACAACAGGAGACCCUGGCUCCUCUUUACAACAGUGGAGCAGGAGGAGGCCCUGGAGGCCCCAGAUGUACACCGUGCGAGGUGACCAAACUCAUCUGCCAAGCGCCCCACACACCUGCUGACGACCUGCCAUGCACCUUCCCCUCCUCUGUCCCUGACGUCAGAGCCGCUCUGCCCUUCACGGGGCAAGCGACGGAGAAGGAGGUGGCCAAGGAGAAGAUAGGGCUGGAGGACCAGAGUGAAGGCUCUGGAGAACCAGAGGAGGUGUCGGAAGAGGAAGAGAUUGUGAGUGUGCCUCCGCUUUCGGUGGGUUCUUGUGUGUGUGUCAUUCCCAUCCGUGAGCCGCUGGAAGUAGGAGAGAAUGAGGACUGUAGCCAGGCUGUCAGUCCCGGGACGCCGGGGACCUGCUCCUGCGGAGGUCUGGAUGGAGACGAAAGUGACAGUAAUAGAGGCGGAAAGAGGGGCGGAAGUCGGGAAAAGCUGGUUUCACCCACGAGCGAGGCGGGUGUUGCGCCCCUCGUCUCUCUUUCUCCUCCUCUCCUCCACUCCUCCAUAUGCGGCCCUCACACUGAACUCUGCCUGCCGCUGUCCCAGGCUCAGGUGAGGCCGGAAUUUAAAUCUCACCUGACAGACAGACCGGCGAUAAAACAGGAGGCCUUACACAGACUGGUGAGCACAGACUCCCCCUCAGCGGAAAAUAGCCCGGCCUCCCCGAUGACCUUGGUCAGCCCCAUGACGGCCUCCUCGUCCGUCGGGGACCUCUACCUGGACAAGCCACCCGGGGCCUGCGGCCUCGAGCAGAGCCAGGGAAUUUCCUGGCGGGAUAACAGGGAGAACAAGUUCUCUUCAGGGGAGUCAGAACUGGAGUGUUCACCAGAAAGUCUCCAUAGUCAGCUGGCUGAACCAACUCUCACCUCAGGUCAGGUGUCCGGGAACAACAACACCACCUUCAUCUCCAGCGGUCAGGUGAUGAACUUCAGUGGCGAAGUCAUCGUCGUCUACGUCAGCCAGACGUCCAGCGGCAGCGACUGCGCGGGCCAGGCCGACGCCUUCGGGAGCCCCGUGCAGGAAGAGGCCAGCGAGACCGCUCAGUUUUUCCAGAGCGGCCACAGAUCUCAAGGGGACUUCGUUUCCCACGGCACCUUGCAGGACGAGACGCUGCCAGUCCAGGAAGCGAUGGAGGAGCGGGCGCUGGGAAAGUGACGACUUUUAUGUCGGCGCGCGGAUCGUCUCCACAACCCAGCCGUCAGUUAGACCGGGUUUAAUUGACCUGUUAUAGCUUCUGUUAGCUACAAAUGAAAUUACAAUAUUAUUUGAAAAAAAAAAGAAAAAAAAACCUGAUCAGCUGAUCACCCAGAGUACUGACAGAUAUAAAAUGUAGUCCUCCUUUCAGAUGUUUGUCACUGAAUCCUGCCUAGGCCUUUAUUUCCAGCAGAAAGCUGCAAUAUUUUUCAAAUGGAAACUUCCUCCACUCCAGACAGAGAUGGGGAAGUUUGCUGAGAACUGAAUGUGGAACCAGAGUUCAGACUGGAAAACCAUAAUGCUUUUAUUGUUGUAUGGAAACUACAGCUGGAUCCGGAGACAAAGAAGUUACUAGAUGUAUCAUUUCCCACCUUUUAUCAUUAAAGUGCCUUCUCUAAGUUUGACAUUUGGAUGGAUUUAAGACUUUCCUUACGUAACAAAUUAUCCACCAUGUGGAAAUCAUUUCGAAUAUUUUCAUAGCAGAAGACUCAAUUUACUCGCUACAAUAAGAUCUGGCAGGACGGAAACCAAAUUUGUAAAGGCAAUUUUUUAAACAUUUCACGAGUGAAUUACUAUAUUUCUGGUGUGCAGGAUCAAGUAGAAUCCAUCUUUACAGUAACGACACAUCCAGUUUUGGUACGAUGCUUGUUUAGCCUGUAUGUAGUUCUUUCUCUCCUUAUUGCACCACAAGUGCAGUGUGUGUCUACGAAGAAAAAUGCUAUGCAUUUGAUAAGCUAUUUUUAUUACUGGUUUGUUUUGUUUCAUUAUAUUUUAAUGUGCAAGCCUUAAUGAAGAAAACGUCUGUAAUUUUUUUAAAAAUAAUUCUACAAGGUAAUUUGUACGUGUUUUUCAGAAGUUUCACGUGUGAUCAGUGUUUGUAUAUAUUUCAAAGGAGCAUGAUGUAAACAAAUAUUCUCUCAUUUGACUUGGGGGGGAGGGGGGUUUAAAAUCCAGCACGCGGCGUCGUAGAAAGUCGUCCACAAUUCCAGCCUCACCAUAUGUAUGCAGCUUUACGGAGAUUCUGUACAUAUCAAUCAAACCGACUGCAAUGAAUAAGUGAAAGAAUAUUUUGAUUGAAAUUAAAUAUGUUUUGCAUCUAA
This is a messenger RNA of Mugil cephalus (flathead mullet), 3332 nucleotides long. It is a transcript of the gene tnfrsf11a, whose product is annotated as tumor necrosis factor receptor superfamily, member 11a, NFKB activator. The record is from RefSeq and is a predicted model, not a curated record. Lineage: Eukaryota; Metazoa; Chordata; Actinopteri; Mugiliformes; Mugilidae. Bases 250 to 2193 code for a protein of 647 amino acids. Gene Ontology annotation, molecular function: tumor necrosis factor receptor activity; cytokine binding. The transcript is spliced from 10 exons. Gene Ontology annotation, biological process: multinuclear osteoclast differentiation; positive regulation of bone resorption; response to interleukin-1. Gene Ontology annotation, cellular component: external side of plasma membrane.